AUGAAAAGUAAAGAUGGGAUAUUUAGACUGUAUCCACAAUCAUUAUUGAAACAAUUUGAACUUACAACGCAUACGGAAUAUCGACCUUCUGACAUACAAGCAGAAUUUAACUCCAACGUUGAUUAUUGGUUUGAAGAUGAUGUGACCCCAGUUAAAAAAUCUCAGAUAGGAUUUGUUGAAUUGAUAUUACACGAACUCAUUCAUGGCUUGGGAUUUAUUUCAGCUUGGGAUUCUUAUUUCGAUGAUGUAGAAGUAUUGACUCCGUUUAUUUAUUAUCAAAAUACAGAAUUUCACGGAUUUAUUGAAGGCAUAUUUGAUAAAUUUUUAAUAUUAUCGGAUGGAACGCCACUAACAAAUUUCACAAAUGAAUUAAAUAAAUUUGCUCCAGAAGGCACAAAAUUUGAUUCGAUGUAUGAUCUUUAUAACAAGUUUAGAGCAUCCAGUCAAUAUAAAAUUGCAACUGAUAUGUUAAAUUACAGCACAACGGCUUUAUCAUUUGGUUUCUUACCAGAAGGUUCGGAUUACCAAACAAUUGCAACAAACAGCUCCAAAAUUAAUGAUGAAUUGUAUUAUCUGGAAACUAGUUUACGACCUUAUCUUAUGGGUUCGAGUGUCAGUCAUGUGAGUCAAGACUUGUAUGCAAAAUCUAAUGAAUUCUUGAUGACUUGGAUACAAGAUCCAGGUAGAGGAUUAAACGAUGCAAUUAAGGAUGGUGGAAAUUAUACCGGAGGAGCAAUUGGGCCUAAACUUAAAUCUGUUUUCGAAUCGAUGGGUUAUGUAACUGGUAAUAAUUCAGAGCCCGAAAUCCCCUUGCCUGAUGAUGAUAUACCAUCAAAAAGUAGUUCAAAUAAUUCGAAUAAGUUGUUGAUGAUAUUAUUGUUUAUAUUACAAUUUAUUUUUAAUUUGAUUUAA
Molecule: messenger RNA, 912 nt
Organism: Entrophospora sp. SA101
Lineage: Eukaryota; Fungi; Glomeromycota; Glomeromycetes; Entrophosporales; Entrophosporaceae
Source: the annotation of a GenBank genome assembly